GUGGCGAGGCCGGAGUGAGCGCGGAGGAGCCGGAGCGGCGCGCAGCAGAUUGGCUUAUCGUGAGAGCUGCGGGGGGGAGUAUUGCUCAUCCUGAAGAUCAAGUGACUGUUGACAUCAACCAUGUCGUCCAGGCCUUUUGAGAGUCCACCUCCUUAUAGACCUGAUGAGUUCAAACCCAAUCAUUAUGCUCCCAGCAAUGAUAUCUACGGUGGGGAGAUGCACGUUCGGCCUAUGCUCUCUCAGCCGGCGUAUUCAUUUUACCCAGAAGAUGAAAUCCUGCACUUCUACAAGUGGACUUCUCCUCCAGGAGUCAUCCGCAUUCUUUCCAUGCUCAUUAUCGUCAUGUGUAUUGCCAUAUUCGCCUGUGUGGCCUCCACGCUGGCCUGGGACAGAGGCUAUGGAGUUGGCAUACUGGGAGGUGGGCUCAACUACCCAUAUGGCAGUGGCUUUGGCAGCUAUGGCAGUGGCUACGGCUUUGGCUACGGCUAUGGCUAUGGAGCCUACACAGAUCCCAGAGCAGCCAAGGGUUUCCUGCUGGCCAUGGCUGCCUUUUGCUUUAUGGCUGCCCUGGUGAUAUUUGUCACCAGCGUUAUCAGAUCCGAAAUGUCCAGGACCAGAAAAUAUUACUUGACAGUCAUAAUAGUGAGCGCCAUCAUGGGUGUCAUGGUGUUUAUUGCCACAAUUGUCUACAUCAUGGGAGUCAACCCCACUGCCCAGGCUUCUGGAUCUAUAUACAGUUCUCCCAUCUAUUCCCUCUGCAACCAGUUUUAUGCAUCAACAGGCACUGGACUCUACGUGGAUCAGUAUCUGUAUCACUACUGUGUGGUGGAUCCCCAGGAGGCCAUUGCCAUUGUACUGGGAUUCAUGGUUAUUGUGGCUUUUGCUUUAAUAAUUUUCUUUGCUGUGAAAACUCGAAGAAAGAUGUACCAAUAUGACAAGUCAAAUAUUUUGUGGGACAAGGAACCUAUUUAUGAUGAGCAGCCCCCUAAUGUCGAAGAGUGGGUUAAAAACGUCUCUGCAGGCACGCAGGAUAUGCCUCCCCCACCAUCUGAUUACGUGGAGACUGUGGACGGUCCCAUGACAUACUCUGUCAACGGGAAGGUGAACGGGAAGCCGACCUACCCCGAUCACUCCUACAAGUCGACCCCGAUGCCUGAAGUGGUUCAGGAGCUGCCUCUGACCUCAGCAGUGGAUACCUUUCGGCAGCCUCGCUACAGCAGCAGCGGCAACCUAGAGACGCUCCCAAAGAAAACGACCACCAAGGGGGGGCGAUCAGGCAAGUCCCGGAGGACCGACCCCGACUACUAUGAAACUGACUACACGACGGGCGGGGAGUCCUGCGACGAGCUGGAGGAGGACUGGAUCAGGGAAUAUCCACCUGUGACGUCAGAUCAUCAAAGACAACUCUACAAGAGAAACUUCGACACUGGCCUGCAGGAAUACAAGACCUUACAAGCAGAGCUUGAUGAGAUCAAUAAGGAACUCUCUCGUCUGGAUAAAGAAUUGGAUGACUAUAGAGAAGAAAGUGAAGAGUACAUGGCUGCCGCAGAUGAAUAUAACAGACUGAAACAAGUGAAAGCAUCUUCAGAUUAUCAAAGAAAGAGGAAUGAUUGCAAACAGCUGAAGAGCAAGUUGUCACACAUCAAGAAGAUGGUUGGAGAUUAUGAUAGACGGAAAACUUAGAAAGCAGGUGCUACAUUGAGCUUGGGAAAUAUCUGACCAUCUACAGUGUUGAACAGAAGGCAAAAGACUUUGAACUCUAGCAAGGGACACCAAACCUUUGUGGUCAUUACCAAGUUUGGGUCGCUUUAAUAUCAUCAGUAUUGAAGCAUUUAAUAAAUAGCUUUUGUUAAUACACUGGGCUGAGCACUCCAGUUGAGGAAAUGUAUUCUCUUUGCUGGUUCUUGCAUUCAGAACUGUUGUUUGAGUCUUUUUACCCUUUAGGAAGGCUCUGAAAUGAACCUUGUUCUAUGACAUUCACACUGCAGCCAGGCAGGUCUUAAUCCUUAAGUCUGUUCAUUAUUUUCAUAGUUGAUCUUGAUAAUCCUCCCAGAAUCCUUCCUUUAUUCCCUGUUAUUUACCAUCAUUUCUGCUCAGUUAGGGAAACGGGGUUCCUACAGUGAAAAUACUGCUGUGAAACAGCUUGUUUCCUGGCUGGCAGUUUUACUUAAGUCUAUUUUAUGACUAUAUUAAUAAUGUCCCAAGUCUUUCUUUUUAAGCUACUGUGGAUAUUCUGCCAACCUCCUUGGUGAUUAUUGUAUAUAAAAAGUUAGAAGUUUUAUUAUUUUUAUCUAAUCCUGGUAAUAAAGAUCACAUAAAAGUAACAAAUGUAUGAAGUUUAAAGAUUGAUUUUCUUUUUUUUUUUUUUAAGUAACGAUGUCUGUACAAAGUUUAAAGCUUCUGGUUAAAAUGUUGUUGUGUACUGUGUUUUUAAAUACUUUUUAUCUUUCUGGUUUACAUUUUUUUUUUUUUUGGCUUUUUGGG
Molecule: messenger RNA, 2484 nt
Organism: Suncus etruscus (white-toothed pygmy shrew)
Lineage: Eukaryota; Metazoa; Chordata; Mammalia; Eulipotyphla; Soricidae
Gene: OCLN
Product: occludin
Exons: 9
Coding region: 121-1683 (520 amino acids)
Biological process (GO): bicellular tight junction assembly
Cellular component (GO): cytoplasmic vesicle; bicellular tight junction; apical plasma membrane
Source: RefSeq, a predicted model, not a curated record